This is a messenger RNA of Triticum aestivum (bread wheat), 2314 nucleotides long. Its product is annotated as CBS domain-containing protein CBSCBSPB3. The transcript has 14 exons. Lineage: Eukaryota; Viridiplantae; Streptophyta; Magnoliopsida; Poales; Poaceae. Bases 162 to 1796 code for a protein of 544 amino acids. The record is from RefSeq and is a predicted model, not a curated record. Gene Ontology annotation, molecular function: protein binding.
CCCACAUGGAAGGAGCCCAACAAGAAGCAGCGACCGCUCCCCUCCUCCAACUCCAACAUUCGCCGCCGCCGCCACCUCGUCGCCGUUGUCCUCCCUUGGCAACCCCCAAACCGUAGGCUAAGCCCUUUUUAGAGUUUUCACCCGCCUUCGACGGCACAGCCAUGAACUCCGGUGCGACAGCCGCCGUGGCGCAGAACCGACGCACGCGCAGCCGUCCGCCGUCGGCGGCCUCCUCCCGCAAGUCGGAUGAUCCCUCCGCCGCUUCCGCCAACGGAAACGGGAAGGGGCCCUCCAAGCCCACCUCUCCCAACCACGUCGCAGGGGAGAGGACGGUCAAGAAGCUGCGGCUGUCGAAGGCGCUGACGAUCCCGGAGGGGACGACGGUAUCAGAGGCGUGCCGGCGGAUGGCGGCCAGGCGGGUCGACGCCGUGCUGCUCACCGACGUCAACGGCCUCCUCUCCGGCAUUGUCACCGACAAGGACAUAGCCACAAGGGUUAUUGCUGAGGGGCUGCGGGUUGAGCAAACAAUCAUAUCCAAGAUCAUGACACGCAGCCCUCAUUAUGUCACAGCUGACACACUUGCUAUCGAGGCACUACAGAAAAUGGUCCAAGGGAAAUUUAGACACCUUCCUGUGGUUGAUAAUGGUGAGGUUAUUGCCAUGCUGGACAUUGCAAAAUGUCUCUAUGAUGCAAUAUCAAGACUGGAGAAGGCAGCAGAACAAGGAAGUGCACUUGCAGCUGCUGUAGAAGGGGUUGAGCGCCAAUUCGGUAGCAACUUCUCAGCUCCUUCCACUUUAAUAGAAACUAUAAGAGAACGGAUGUUUAAACCUUCUUUGUCAACCGUUAUCACGGAAAGCACAAAAGUAGCGAUUGUUUCUCCUUCAGAUCCUGUUUAUGUUGCAGCCCAAAAAAUGCGUGAACUACGCGUUAAUUCAGUGGUUAUAACUACCGGAAAUUUGCUGCAAGGGAUCUUUACCUCAAAGGAUGUGCUUAUGCGUGUUGUGGCACAAAAUCUUUCUCCCGAAUUAACUCUAGUAGAAAAGGUAAUGACUGCACACCCUGAUUGUGCUACAUUGGACACGUCAAUUCUGGACGCAUUACAUAUAAUGCAUGAUGGCAAAUUCUUGCAUAUUCCUGUUGUUGAUGGAGAUGGUAGAGUUGUUGCUUGUUUGGAUGUUCUGCAACUUACCCAGGCAGCCAUUUCUAUGGCUGAAGGAGGUUCUGGAGCUGCAAAUGAUGUAGCAAACACAAUGAUGCAGAAGUUCUGGGACUCUGCUCUUGCUUUGGAGCCUCCAGAUGAGGAAUUUGAUAGCCAGAGUGAAAUAUCCUUAGUGAUGCCGUCAGAGGUCGGAGAUGGCAGGAGUAGCAUUUAUCCUGCUGUUGUUGGCAAUUCUUUUGCCUUCAAGCUUCAGGUCAAGAAGGGACGUAUGCAUAGAUUUACAUGCGGUUCUGAGAGUUUAGAUGAACUUAUGUCUUCUAUAACACAAAGAUUAGGCACUGGUGGUGAGAAGGGCCCAAUUCAACUUCUGUAUGACGAUGAUGAAGGCGAUAGGGUGCUGCUUACUACAGAUUCUGAUCUUGCCGGUGCUGUUCUCAAUGCCAAAUCAUCCGGAUUGAAGGUCCUGAGGUUGCACAUUGACAACUCGGAUUCCAGUUCUGAAGUUAAAAAACAAUUGCCGGAGCUGGUGCCUCCCCAAAAAAGUCUGUUGACGCCUGUUCAUUACGGGCUAAUGGCCGGCGCUAUUGCCCUGACAGGCGUUGUGCUCGUGGUUUACUUGAAGCGCUCAAAAGUGUGAGUUCUGGGAGGCACGCUUAACUCCAAUCCUUACCUCUGUGACUAACGUCCCUCAGAAGACUCAAACGCCUCGGCGCUUCAGCUGACCAAGGAUGAAGAACUGAACUCCUCAAAAAAGACAAAGAAAAAGAAAAAGAUUGAAGAACUGAAGAUCAUGGACCAUACACCAGAUGCACCGAAGUCCAGAAAGUAAUCAGCUGACCAUAUCAAUUUUUUGCAUAAAUGAGUUUAGUUAUACUGGGAAGGAAGCACAAAACUAUGAGUUUAGUUAUACCGCGAAGGAAGCACGAAACUAUGAGUUUAGUUAUACUGGGAAGGAAGCACGGAACUAUGAUAUAUAUUUUCAGUUCAUUAGUUUCAUGAAUGCGAUGAAACAUGUGCCUUUUAUAACCAUCUCUACCACAAAUCCGGUGAGGGAUUACUUGUGGGAUUACUUCCAAAACAAUCACUGGAUCUGACUUACUGUUUACGUAUUUUCUGAGAUGAGGGGGAUAUAUUUAUGUCCUGUGUGGUUGAUUA